This is a messenger RNA of Diachasma alloeum, 1086 nucleotides long. RefSeq names its product proteasome subunit alpha type-1 (gene Prosalpha6). Bases 175 to 1014 code for a protein of 279 amino acids. The transcript is spliced from 4 exons. Gene Ontology annotation, biological process: ubiquitin-dependent protein catabolic process. Lineage: Eukaryota; Metazoa; Arthropoda; Insecta; Hymenoptera; Braconidae. The record is from RefSeq and is a predicted model, not a curated record. Gene Ontology annotation, cellular component: proteasome core complex, alpha-subunit complex; nucleus; proteasome core complex.
CAUGGAACUACUAACCUCACCAACAUGACUUGGUCACAAAAAUUGCAAACGCGUCGACUGCCCCUUGCAUGACAGUUGCUUUGUCGGUUUCUCAUUUUGUUAUUCACUAAUUAUUCAAGUAGAUAAUAUUCAAACACUAUUUUCAGUGUGAGUUGAUAUAAUUGGAUUAACAGAAUGUUCCGUAAUCAAUACGACAGCGACGUGACGGUAUGGAGUCCCCAGGGUCGUCUCCAUCAGGUGGAGUACGCCAUGGAGGCCGUGAAACUCGGUUCAGCAACUGUUGGCCUGAAGAAUAAAACUCACGCAGUUCUCAUUGCCCUCAAGAGAGCAUCGUCAGAGCUCUCUGCUUACCAGAAAAAGAUCAUUCCCAUCGAUAAACACAUGGGAAUCAGUAUCGCUGGACUCACUGCUGACGCCAGGAUGCUCAGCAGGUAUAUGAGGACAGAGUGCUUGAAUUACAAGUACUCCCACGAUGAUGUGCUUCCAGUCAAUCGGCUCAUUGCUACUCUGGGGAAUAAGAUGCAGACAUGCACGCAGAGAUACGACAGACGUCCUUAUGGUGUUGGAUUACUCGUUGCUGGUUUUGACGAUCAAGGACCACACAUUUACCAAACCUGUCCCUCAGCGAAUUACUUCGACUGCAAAGCAAUGGCGAUUGGAGCAAGAUCGCAAGGAGCCAGGACGUACCUAGAGAAACAUUUGAAUGAGUUCUCUGGAAGUUCUCUCGAGGAUCUCGUUAAACAUGGUCUGAGAGCACUCAGGGACACCCUCCCCAAUGAACUCGAUCUCUCUGUUAAAAACGUCUCGAUUGGCAUCGUCGGUAAGGAUCAGGAGUUCGAGAUUCUAGGGGAGACAGAAACUGCCACAUACUUAACAGCUAUUGAGGGCGAUGAGAAGAGAGGUAGACCAGCAAGCGGACAGGACCUGCAGCAGGACGAUCAGCCACCUCAGGAUCCACCAGCUGAUGAGGGGCCUGCAGAUCCACGAGUCUCUGUUGCCAUGGACACUGAAUAAAACUUCAAUUUUCACUGAUUCAUACUAUUACCCAAAUUUUUCAGGUUUAAUAAAGUUUCUUUUCACUCAUAA